AGCCAUUAUACUUGUUCAGAAGGGCUGUAACUGUCCAACAGCAGGGGAGGGAAGGAAAGAAGGGAGUGACAGAAGCCGGGGGAAGAGGGGGGCUCAUUCAGCCUACUAGAGCAAGGAGGAGUGAAGCGGUUAGUGCAUGGAGUAGGGAACUUGCUGCCUGUGGGAAAGUAAACAGCACAGGGUAUUUGCCGCCCUCUCAGAGGCCUCAGUCCGGCAGCAGCGGAUUAACGGAGGAUGAGGAUGUGUUCAAGGAGGCAGCUGAUUUCAUAGCAGGAAGUGCAGGGGAGGUUGUUGGGAUUAAAGUCCCUCUUGGGAGGUGCUGAAGCUUUCCUGUGGAAGUACUACUGAGGACAAAUAGAGCCUAUGUCCACAGCUAACCAGUACCUGGAAAAGGAUGAGGAAGAAGAGCAGAAAGAAAAAAAUAAUUUUGAAGAGGAGAUCAGCAAACAGAAAUGCAAAACUACCUCUGGAGAUGAAACGGCAAAAUGCAAUGCGUCAACUACCAACAAAAGAGACCAAGCUUCCACAGUCUCUGCUGCACCAGAGGACUUAAAGGAAAAGGAAGACCAGACUUGCACUGAGGUGAAGACCGAGAGGGAAAUAUACACUGUUAAAACUGACACAGGAACAGAGGAUAUCAGACCAAGCCCAGCACAAAAUACUGAAGGUGAGACCUCUGCUGAUUCAGAACACCAGACGGCUGGUCCGGAGGUGAUCUAUGAUGAUGUACCCUGUGAAGAAGAUCUGUCUUCAGGAGAAGCUGACUUGAUCUAUGAAGACAUACAGAAAGAGGAGGGCUUGCAAGGGCCCAAUAAUGGCUGGAGCUCAAGUGAGUUUGAAAGCUAUGAUGAGCAGUCUGACUCUGACAGGGCACCAACCCGCAGCAAGCUCUCCCCUGAUGUUCGACGACUGAGAGAAUGUUACACCAGGACCAAACAGGAGCUAGCCAUGAGACUGGGGGGCAGACAUCAGGUCCAUCAGCUGAUGCGUGCGGCACGUAGCGGAACGAAAGAUGGCCUAGAGAAGACCAAAAUCGCUGUGAUGAGGAGAGUGUCAUUCCUACAUAAAAAGGACCAUUCAGAUGACACUGAGGAUGAUACAGGGUAUCUGGAUGUGAUGGUAUCAGAGGCAAAACACCCACCUGCACAACUGGGACCAAUGCCAGAUGGGCUUAGCAGCCUGCAGAUCGUCCGACGCCAUGUUUUGGGCUCCAUUGUGCAGAGUGAGAGGAGUUACCUGGACUCUCUUAAACGGAUCCUACAGGAAUACCAGCGACCUCUGAUGGAGGCCGAGCCACGGAUCCUCAGUGUCAGGAAAAUCCGGCCCAUUUUUGUCCGUCUGCGGGAGAUCAUGCAGUGCCACUCCAUGUUCCAGAUUGCCCUGGCAUCUCGGGUGGCCGAAUGGGACUCUUGUGAAAAGAUUGGGGACCUGUUUGUAGCUUCAUUCUCGAAAUCCAUGGUGCUGGACGUAUAUAGUGAUUACAUCAAUAAUUUCACCAAUGCCAUGGCCCUCAUUAAGAAAGCCUGCAUGUCUAAACCAGCAUUUCUGGAGUUUCUCAAGAAGAAGCAGGCGUCCAGCAUUGACCGCAUAACUCUCUAUGGUCUGAUGGUAAAGCCAAUUCAGCGUUUUCCUCAGUUCAUCCUCCUCCUGCAGGAUAUGCUGAAGAACACUCCCACUGGCCAUGUGGACAGGCUGCCCUUGCAAUUGGCUCUGACUGAAUUGGAGACCCUUGCUGAGAAACUCAAUGAGCAGAAAAGGGUGGCUGAUCAGAUCACUGAGACGCAGCAGCUGGCUCGCUGUGUCAGUGACCGCUCUCUCAGCAAGCUGCUGAACUCCGAGCAGAGUUCUUUGAUCCUUUGCGAGACGCUGAUUGAGAUGGUGUACGGCGAAAGAGGACAGGUCCUCAAGUCUAAGGAGCGAAAAGUCUUUCUAUUCGGUGACAUGCUCAUCUGUGCCAACAUCAACAUCAAGGGCCCCCCUGACAUCAGCAGUCUGGUUCCAGUAGGUCCCAAGUACACCCUGAAGUGGAGCGCCCCCUUGCAGCAGGUCCAAGUAGUUGAAGUGGGUCAAGAGGGCUCCCAGACCAAGGACACUCUCUAUCAGCUCAGAGGCAUCAAGCGCUCAGGCGGCUCUUCGGGAUCGGGAAGUAUCUUUCUGGGUCCGCCCCGUCUGUAUCAGGAACUGCAGGGGUUGCAGCAUGACCUCUCAGUGGUAGAGCAGGUCACUCUGCUUGUGGGGACUUUACAGGGAACGUACCAGAAUCUGAACACCACUGUUGCACAGGACUGGUGUUUGGCACUGCAAAGGCUGAUCCGCAUCAAGGAGGACCAAAUUCAGAGCGCCAACAAGUGCCGUUUACGAUUGCAAGUCCCUGGCAGACCAGACAAGUAA
Molecule: messenger RNA, 2391 nt
Organism: Sinocyclocheilus grahami
Lineage: Eukaryota; Metazoa; Chordata; Actinopteri; Cypriniformes; Cyprinidae
Product: rho guanine nucleotide exchange factor 10-like protein
Exons: 18
Coding region: 364-2391 (675 amino acids)
Biological process (GO): positive regulation of stress fiber assembly; SREBP signaling pathway; actin cytoskeleton organization
Cellular component (GO): cytosol
Molecular function (GO): guanyl-nucleotide exchange factor activity
Source: RefSeq, a predicted model, not a curated record